Molecule: messenger RNA, 1823 nt
Organism: Camponotus floridanus (Florida carpenter ant)
Lineage: Eukaryota; Metazoa; Arthropoda; Insecta; Hymenoptera; Formicidae
Product: odorant receptor 13a-like
Exons: 6
Coding region: 658-1815 (385 amino acids)
Biological process (GO): detection of chemical stimulus involved in sensory perception of smell; sensory perception of smell
Cellular component (GO): plasma membrane
Molecular function (GO): odorant binding; olfactory receptor activity
Source: RefSeq, a predicted model, not a curated record
UUUUGUUAAACUCAUUUUAUGCGUAUCUACGUGUAAUUAAUGUGUAUUAUGUAGUAAUGAAUUAUUUUUUAACACUGCACAUACAACACUAGUUUUAGAGAACAGCUUUAGGAAAGAAAUCUGCAUUCUUGACGCUGGUCAUGCCAAUGGAACACUCUCAUGCUUCGCAUUUCGUCGAGAAUAUUCGAUUCUCUCCUUCGUGGAGUCUUCCAUCUUAUUAUCGAGUAACUCCGUAACUCAGUAACAAAAGUGCAAGCUUACCGCCUGCAUUUUUAAAGCAAAUAACAUUGCGCUCUCAACGACAUCCGACAUGUAAAGCGCAAAACUUGUUAUUUCGAUACAGCUCUUUUUUUUCGUCGACAAAAAGUCUGAAAUCAUACGGUUGUAGUUCCUUCUCUUAUAAUAUACUACUUAUAUAUGCGAUGAAUAAUUUCUAAAUGAUUAUCGGUCGCCGUGGAAGACUCGUUGGACGACGACCCCUCCGGAAUCCUUGAGGAUUACUCGGCGUUGCAUGGCGAACAGUGAGAUUUCCUAUGUCGUAUCGAACUAGUAACAAUGUAGUAACUUUUGGACAUCUACCAUUAAGGACGGCAUUAAGGGAGGCUAUUGUCGGACGUGCCGAAAAGAAGUUAUCUCGUUAAUCGAAGUUAAUAUAAAAUGAGUUUCACGACUACUAUGAGCCCCACGGUCGAAUUCGGGCUGCGAGCCAUCGGGAUUUGGCCAGGUUCCCCGCGCAGCAUGUUAUAUCGGACCUGUUGGACGAUCUCCUUAGGUCUUGCGCAAACGUUUCAGUUCAGAUACAUCGUUGCCUGCAUUAAAACUAAUAAUUUUCUAGAUCUGGUGGACAGCAUAAGCACCACGCUGCCUUACAGUUUGCUUUGCUUGAAACUGAUUAUCCUUUGGCUCAAUCAGAGAUUAUUUAACAAUAUUUUAACAUCGAUAUCGCGAGAUUGGCGCAACUGUGAUUUCAUAGCUUGCAAUAUGCGUAUCAUGAUGAACAAAGCAUAUCUCUCGCAUCGUUGCUCGAUGUUGAUUAUUGGUGUAUAUUCGAUGGCCGUUAUAGUAUACAGUUCCGUAAUAAUAGAACUUAACAAUAUCGAUACCGAUGUUGAACCCGCUGAAAAAGAGCUUCUCCUUAAAAUGCAAUUUCCCUUUGUUUACGAAUUCUCUCCUCUUCGUGAAAUCGUUAUGUUCGUUCAAUUUAUUCAGUUGCUAAGUCACGCCUCAAUAAUUGGGAUGCUGGAUGCACUGAUCAUAACAUUAAUACUACACGUAAGUGGCCAGGUAGAUAUUGUGUGUCGAGGAUUGUUCGAGCUAUUUUCAGGAAAACAUGAGUACAAGUCGUAUAAGGAUGCAACAAGCGCAAUUAUUCGCAGGCAUCAAGAUAUUAUUGCGUUCUCGACUGAUAUCGAGAAUCUCUUUUCUUACAUUGCGCUAUUGCAGUUUCUUACGAAUACAAUUGUCAUAUGUUGCAUAGCAUUCGCCAUCGUAACAUGUAUUCAAAGCGAUCAAGGAUACGCCUUGCUGUUGAAGUCCCUCUUUUUUUAUAUUGCUAUCACUUUGGAAGCUUUCAUCUUUUGCUUUGCUGGGGAAUAUCUUAGUAAUAAGAGCAAAUCGAUUGCAAAUACAGCUUACGAGGUACUUUGGUACGAUGCGAAACCUAACGAAAGUCGAAUUUUAUUGAUUUUGAUGCUAAGAUCACAGAAACGAUUGACUUUAACAAUCGGGAAAUUUAAUGAUCUGUCAUUGGAAAUUUUUAUGAGCAUUUUAAAAGCUUCUGCAUCUUAUGUAUCGGUAUUGCUUGCAAUGUCUUGAUUAGCGAA